AAAGACAGACAAGGAAGACUGCCAUAAAAUAAGGAGCUGUCCUCUGGAUGGUGGAGAACUAUGCUACCUACACUGGAGUGAUUGUUAUGCUGCUGGAUAUUUAUUAGUCAAAAUAUGUAUUUAUUUUUCUAGUAACCUGCUAUGAGGAUUUGACUCAGACCUCAUAAGGAAUUUACAAGCCUACAAGGAAAUCCAUUGCUGAGUGUGUUGAAGACACCUGGACAUAAAGGAGUCCCUUUUUACAAUUUUUAUCAAUCUUCAUCAACAGUGAAAUAUGGUUCUUUGGAUUAUCUAUCCCAUUGUACUAUCCCUGGUGUCCUUCGUGGGUACAUGGAUUGUAUAUGGCUUGGCUCACUCCAACAAUCAUGUGUGCUCCCUGAGCGACUGGAGUGGUCAGGGCUCCUGCAAACAGAAUCAUUCCAAUGGAUGUUGCCUUGUUCCAACCAUUAGCGGAAGUGGAACCAAUGCACCAGAGAGCUCACUUUUCACAGCCACAAUCAAUGCUGGAUCAUUUCUGUUUCUGCUGUUUUGCAUUUUCCACCAUGCUCAUAUUAUGGAGAGACACACUUGCCAUUCCAUCCUGAGCAAAGCUGCUCUGGGCUUUGGAGUGGUGGCGGCCAUGGGCUCCUUCACAGCUGGAAACUGCAACCCACAUUACGUGGGACUUCUUCACUACCUUGGAGCUGCCAUCAGUUUCACAUGCAUCUGCUUCUACACCACCCUGCUCACCGCUCUGACGGGGAAGUGUGUGCUGACAGGUCAUGAGAGAGUUCUCUAUCCGCUGCGCAUCAUCUCCACCGUGGUUCAAGUCAUAUUGACCAUCGGCUAUACUAUUUUGUUCGUCCAGACUGAAUACUUCUACCAUCACCUGUCUGCAGUAUUUGAGUGGAUGCUGAGCUGCAACCUGGAGCUGUUUGAGAUCAGCUAUGCUGUGGAGUUUUUCUAUUUCUCAUCCUACAUGGUUUCAAAUCUGCUGACCAAACGUGAGGAACAGAAGCCUUUGAUAUUGACAAUGUCCUGAUAUAAGGCCGCCAGGGUCCAGCAGGAAGCCCCAAGCACGGAUUAUGGACCAAGUACAUCAGUAACUACAGUGGCUGGACUCUGGUUGAAGGAUCAUUAAUGUUUAUUUAUUCUGCUUUGUUAUUACUGUUGGGAUGAAUUAUGAGUUUACUCCACAGUCUAUAAACUGUUACCUUGAAAUUAUAGUCCUAACUGAGCAUUUGUCCCUCGUAGAUAAUAGGCUAUACUGUAUUUAUUGAAAUAUGCAAACUUGCACAGCUAACGAACAAAACAAUAUGUAUGUAUACACUUUGCCGGGAAAAGUUAGAUUGUUAGUUUUUUUGUGCAUUUACAUUUUCCUGAAAUGGUAGAUCCAAUGGAUUUCUCAAAAGAAUAAAAUAAUCUAUGUAUUAAUUUACUGAUGUCAAUUUAACAUCCUAAUAUACAGCAUCGCAGACCUUGUGUGAAACUUUGGCAAUUUAAUAUCAUUGCUAUUUUAUAAAGCAACUAUUAUAUUUCACAGACAACAGUGAUUUAAUUAUCAAAUUUGAUUUAAUUGAGAUGCUAUUCUGAUUGUGUUCAUGUCUUAAUGAAACUACAACUGGCAUAUGUGAUAUAGACAAAUGUGAGGAGACGCAUACUCCAUGUCUUAAUGCAAUGAAGACCUUUAUUAGUUUACAAGCCAGUUUCAUAUUAUUGCCUAAACCUGUAAUGACUGAUGCAUCAUAUUUGAUAUAUAUUUUUGAGACCUCUGCAUCACCCAUGAUGAAAAAAUAAUUUUAUAAAAAAAAAAAAAAAAAAAAAAUGUAAAAAAAAUGUCAUAAAUAUACAACAAAAACAAUUAGAAAUCUGUUAAACACUAAGUUGGGAUCUUUUUAAUUCCAAUAUUUAAAAAGAAAAAAAACGUUUAUCCUGUGUUCUGUUAAACGUCAGGCAUUAAAGGAUUAAUCUGACUAAGACUGGAGUACUGUGGUUUGACAGGUCUUCCUCAUGGAUGAUCUAUUAAAAGGGUGGAGUUCCCUCAAAUCCACAAGAUCCUGUUCGACUGGAAGAUUGAAACCGAAUGCCAUUCUGCACUUAGUUUUUAUAGCUCUGUCAAUGAAAACACUUCUUUCGUCACCUAAACCAGUUUCUAACAAAGCAAAAGGUGUUUUCAGUCCUUUACUUUCCAUUUUGAUCUGCUGUUUUACAUAUUCCAGUGUACCUGUACAUUGAAGUAAAUACAUCUUAAUAAGAGAGCAUACACGUUUCUCAAUGGAAGGGUUUGAACUUGAGUACAAUAUUGUAAGCCAGAAUUAAAUAUGUGAACUGA
Messenger RNA from Cololabis saira (Pacific saury), 2311 nucleotides. RefSeq lists its product as uncharacterized. NCBI's taxonomy places the organism in Eukaryota, Metazoa, Chordata, Actinopteri, Beloniformes, Belonidae. Bases 275 to 1021 code for a protein of 248 amino acids. The record is from RefSeq and is a predicted model, not a curated record. The transcript is spliced from 7 exons. Gene Ontology annotation, biological process: protein localization to plasma membrane.